AAGACAGGACGGACUCCAAAGUGAGAAUGGCUGUGACUUUGGAAGAAGCUCCGUGGCUGGGCUGGAUCUUGUUGAAAGCACUGCUGAGAUUUGCCUUCAUGGUCGCCAACAACCUGGUUGCUAUUCCAUCCUACAUCUGCUAUGUGAUUAUACUUCAGCCCCUGCGAGUGCUGGACAGUAAGCGGUUCUGGUACAUUGAAGGAAUCAUGUAUAAAUGGCUUUUAGGAAUGGUGGCUUCCUGGGGAUGGUAUGCUGGAUAUACAGUGAUGGAAUGGGGGGAAGAUAUUAAAGCAAUUUCAAAAGAUGAAGCAGUGAUGUUGGUGAAUCAUCAGGCCACAGGAGACGUGUGCACUCUGAUGAUGUGCCUCCAGGACAAAGGACUGGUUGUUGCCGAAAUGAUGUGGUUGAUGGAUCAUAUUUUUAAGUACACAAACUUUGGAAUUGUUUCUCUACUUCAUGGAGACUUCUUUAUAAGACAAGGAAGAUCUUACCGUGACCAACAGCUGCUACUUCUCAAGAAGCACUUAGAAAAUUAUUACAGAAGCAGAGGUCGAAAAUGGAUCGUUUUGUUUCCAGAAGGGGGCUUCCUCAGGAAGAGGCGAGAAACAAGUCAGGCAUUUGCCAAGAAAAAUAACUUGCCAUUUCUUACACAUGUCACUCUGCCAAGGUGUGGGGCAACAAAAAUUAUUUUGAGUACACUUGUAGCACGACAGGAAAAUGGAAGUCCAGCAGGAGGAGAUGCUAAAGAAUCAGCCCCAUUAGUGAUAACUUCCAUUAUCAUCUCCUUGGCCUUGAUUGGUUCUGAGCACAUUCCUAUACCCCGAUACCUAUGGCUAAGAGAAUGGAUCUUUCCAAUUAAAGAUGUACCCCUGGAGAUUGAUGACCUUACCAAUUGGCUCUAUCAACGGUUCAUUGAAAAAGAGGACCUCUUAUCACAUUUUUAUGAAACAGGAGCUUUCCCACCUUCUAAAGGCCAGAAGGAAGCCGUGUCCAGGGAGAUGACCCUCAGCAACAUGUGGAUAUUUCUCAUACAGUCUUUUGCAUUUUUGUCAGGCUAUAUGUGGUACAACAUCAUUCAGUAUUUUUACCAUUACCUGUUUUAGGAAUUGACUUGGACUUGUCAAGGUCACCAUAGGAGUUCAGACUUUCUUUCAUAAGUGUGCAUUAUUUUACAUGUGCAAAUCAGAAUAUGUAAAAAAAAAAAAAAAAA
Propithecus coquereli (Coquerel's sifaka) is the source of this 1210-nucleotide messenger RNA. It is a transcript of the gene LPGAT1, whose product is annotated as lysophosphatidylglycerol acyltransferase 1. The record is from RefSeq and is a predicted model, not a curated record. The coding region runs from base 27 to 1103 and encodes 358 amino acids. Gene Ontology annotation, molecular function: acyltransferase activity. Lineage: Eukaryota; Metazoa; Chordata; Mammalia; Primates; Indriidae. The transcript has 7 exons. Gene Ontology annotation, cellular component: endomembrane system.